AUGGAGACGGAGAGGGAGAAGGAAAAAGGGAAGCGGCAGAGGGCUGUGCCAAAAUUUGGAUCCUUCAAACCGAAGGGCACUUCCCAGCCAGCUUCCCCUGACACACGGCUAGCAUCGGGAGAACACCGUGAAUCAGAGAAACGCCGGGGCGACGACCGGAGGGAUGAUGAGCGCCGCCGUCACGAUCACAGCCGUGAGCAUCGCCACUCCGAUCGCGAGCGAGAACGCCGUCGUGAUCGGGAUACGGAAAGGGACCAUGAACGGGAUCACAGGCGAGAGCGUCACCGCGAGCGCCAGGGGUCACGACCGGGCAGCCCAAAAGCGGCGUCCAGAGACGAACGCCAAGUCACGCCCUUGGCCCUGCCCCUGAGUACUAGUAACGACGGGGACCUCUUCAUCAUCGACAAGCGCGGCGACCCGCUGAUCCUGCAGUACGGAAGCAAUGACCGUUCCCAGGUCCCCGCCUACUACCGCUUCGGCGCAGGCAGGAUCAUCGGGUCGCGGGGCUUCCUCACCAUCCACCGCGAGGGCGCUCACGAACGAUUCAGCAUCAGGGCACCCGGCGAAGGCAGCGGCAGCGGAUCUGCGUUCCGCGACAAGGCGCUCGUCGAAGCAGCCCACCGCUCCAGGUCCAGGCGCGUCAAGCCAUCAGCAGACCCGCCUCCCCCAGCCGCUGCAACAGACGACUUCAUCCCCCUAGACACGUCCCGAAAACGCAAACGCGGCUUGGAGGACCCGACAGAUUCAGACCACGACGACAAAACACCAGACUACCGCUCCAUCUACGGCAAGGCCCGUCCCGCAGCCUCCGAUUCCGAUUCCGAUUCUGAUUCCGAUCCCGAUGUCUCCUCCAGCACCACCCCCGUCGACCCCUCCGCAGCAGCCACCCAUGACCACACGGAGCUCUCCACCGCCAAAUCCCGCUCCAUAGCCCUCUCGCGGCACGUCAAAGCCCACCCAACCGACAUCCCGGCCUGGCUGGAACUCAUCUCCCUGCAAGACACCCUCUUCCGCCAGGAACAUCAACGGGGCCAGAGCCAGAGGACGCCAGAGGAAGUGAAGUCCCUCGCAGAGCUCAAGAUAGCCCUCUACCAAGAAGCCCUAUCGCACACGACUGCUGCGCCGGGGCCCGGCGACAGGGAACGGCUGCUGGUGGGCAUGAUGCGCGAGGGGGCACGGGUGUGGGAUCCGGCUGUUUCGGCGCGGAAAUGGGACGAGGUCGCCGGUUCGUUAACGGAAGGAGGAGGGAAGAGUGGUUGUAGUAGUUUUGGUCUGUGGAGGGCGAGGUUGAAUUUCGAGAUGGGCCGCGCGACCACGGUUGAGGUAGGGGUUGUGAAGGGCUAUAUUGUACGUAAGCUCGCGGCGCUGACGGAGGAGCUGGUUGUGAUGCAUAACCCUGCCAGAAGGGAGCAACAGAAGGAGGACGAGGAGGACCGCGACGAGGAGGACCGCGACGAGGAGGACCGCGACGAGGAAGAGCUGUGCGAGCAGCUGGUCUACGUCUUUUUGCGGCUGACGCGGUUAUUGCAUGACGCGGGGUUCGCGGAACUGGCCGUGGCGGCAUGGCAGGCGAUGCUGGAGAUGACAUUCUAUCGACCACAGGCCGGGAUGGAGUAUGAUGUGGAGUCGGCCGCGGCGGCGUUUGCGGACUUUUGGGAGAGCGAGGUGCCGCGGAUCGGGGAGGAGAGAGCGAAAGGGUGGCGGUACUUUGUGGAGGCCGGUGGAAACAUGGUUGAUCCGUCCGAGGCAAAAGGAGACGAGCCCGAUGGCAUGCCGCGCACGACACAUCCGUUCCUGGCUUGGGCAGCGGCCGAACGGCAACGGGCGGAGAAGGCGCGCAUGCCGGCGAGGACGCUUGAUGAAGGCGUUGAGGACGACCCGUUUCGCGUUGUCAUGUUUUCCGAUGUCAAGGACUUUCUGGUUUGGUUUCCGUCGGCUGCUCUCCCGCGGGUCAGGCCAUUAUUGGCGGAUGCCUUUCUUGUGUUCUGUGGGCUGCCACCCGCAGUUGUAUCGGAAGAGAGGUUUGGGGCCCUCUUGAAUGAUGAUCCCUUCGUUGCUGGCAGGGGGGAACGGCUCAGCCUCGGUGUGGACCAGGACCGUCGCCAUGGAGAGACUAUGGAUCUUUCGAGGAAAUCUCCCGAAUUCGGCCAGCAGGGUGGCAGCAUGGCUAUGUCACCGGAAGUGCUCUUCCCCGGAAAGGCAUGGUUCCGGUACCUCGAAGAAUGGUCAAGUGCAUAUCGGCCAGGAGACAGACAGGUCGAGUGUUCCUGGGUGUUGGGCACACUCAAGUGCCUGGUCAAAACUUCGUGGAUGGAGGAUCUGGCAGAGUAUUACCUAGCCAUGGAGUGGCUCAAUGCGCCGAACAGCGUCAGGAAAACUGCAAAGUGGCUUCUCAAACAAUACAGCUCUAACACUAAGCUGUACAAUGCGUACGCCUUGGUUGAGUGGGCAAAUCAAAACACCGAGAUUUGCCACAAUGUCCUGUCGUCGGCGACAGGUCUUACAUCUGGUGACGGUCAGCUCCUCUGGAAUACCUGGGCCUGGAUUCAUCUCCAGUCCGGACAGAGGGAGAUGGCUCUAGCCCGACUGUGCUCCUCGGCGGAUAGGGACUUCAAGGACACAACCGUAUCUCCCGCAUUGCUCCUCAAAGCACGGUCUUAUCAUUCCAGUACCCGGGACUAUGCGCUGUCCUCCCGACAGCUAGAGAGCGCGUCUCAGCACGCCGAGGGUCUGAUGUUGAUCGAGUAUCUGGCCGCCAAGGCAGGCACUGAAGCCGCGUCCGAGACUCAAGGCAACAUCUCGGCCGCCUUAUCCAGCGUCGAAUCCUUUUCCCAAGAACUCGUAGCCCGUAAGCUGAGCGGCUCCCCGCAUCACGAACGGCUGCUCCAAGCUGCCGCACGAUUAUUAUACUACCACGCGACACACGGACCCUACCGCCCACUCUACCUCCGCGCCCAGCUCCAAACCUUCAUCCGCCUCUUCCCGCGCAACGCAAUUUUCCUCUCCCUCUUCGCCUGGUCCCACUCCUCCUCACUUCGCCUCGCCGACGAUCCCGUCCGCAACGUCCUAAGCACCCUCUCCCUCGCCGAACCCCACGACUGCCUCAGCACGCGGCGCUUCGCCAUCCAGUACGAAGCCCGCGCCGGCAUCGGCACCGCACACUCGGUUCGGGCCGCGUUCGAGUCCGCGCUCACAGACAGCGACGCCGCGUGCUUGGGCAGCAGCGUGGAGCUGUGGACGGCCUAUCUCCAUUUCUGCUGUUCGCACGGGGAGCUGCGGGGCAAGAAGGCGAGGGAGGUGUUUUACCGCGCGAUCGCGGCGUGUCCGUGGUCGAAGGAGGUGUACAUGGAAGCCUUUACGCUGCAGGAGGGGCUGGGGUUAGACGAUGCUGAGUUGAGGGCUGUGUAUGAGACCAUGGUGGCGAAGGGGUUGAGGGUGCACGUGGAUCUAGAGGAGUCUUUGGGGGAGUUUUUGCAGGGGAGGGGGCGUGGGAGGUAA
This is a messenger RNA of Chaetomium strumarium, 3498 nucleotides long. Its product is annotated as NRDE-2, necessary for RNA interference-domain-containing protein. Gene Ontology annotation, molecular function: protein binding. NCBI's taxonomy places the organism in Eukaryota, Fungi, Ascomycota, Sordariomycetes, Sordariales, Chaetomiaceae. The record is from RefSeq and is a predicted model, not a curated record. The coding region runs from base 1 to 3498 and encodes 1165 amino acids. The transcript is spliced from 2 exons. Gene Ontology annotation, biological process: regulatory ncRNA-mediated heterochromatin formation; negative regulation of RNA catabolic process. Gene Ontology annotation, cellular component: catalytic step 2 spliceosome.